Messenger RNA from Lolium rigidum, 1322 nucleotides. RefSeq lists its product as uncharacterized. Bases 101 to 1171 code for a protein of 356 amino acids. The record is from RefSeq and is a predicted model, not a curated record. The transcript is spliced from 7 exons. Gene Ontology annotation, cellular component: membrane; cytoplasm. Lineage: Eukaryota; Viridiplantae; Streptophyta; Magnoliopsida; Poales; Poaceae.
GCGAGAACCAAAGCCCAAACCAACCACGCGCGCGUGUGGUGGGAGAAAGCUUAGCUUGGCCGUGUGUGUGUGGGUCACUGCAGCAGAGGAGCUCCUUGCGAUGGCGGCAGCCGUGGCCACCGUGGCCUCCACCCCUGCCUCCAGGCGCCUCCCCGCCCACCCGCUCUCCGCCUCCACCGCCGCGCCGUCCCUCAUCCGCCUACCCGGAUCAUCCAGGCGCCUCCGCCGGGCCCUGCGAGUCUCUGCCGCCGCGGAGGACCCCGACGUGCUGCCGGGGCCCGGCGCUGGCGACCUGGAGAUGCUGCCGGCGGGGCUGCUGGAGGACCUGCCGCUGCCGGAGGGCGCGCUCGGGGGCAGCCAGCUCGACAUCGGAGGGCUCGCCUUCCAGGGCGACAUGGGCGGGGGAUUCGCGCCCGGCGGCAGCACCGGCGGCGGCGACGGCGGCGGCAACAAGAUGCUCGAUCGAGGCAUCAACACCGCCAUCGUGCUCGGCGCCAGCACAUACGCGCUCACAAAGCUCCUCACCGUCGACCAGGACUACUGGCAUGGGUGGACCAUCUUUGAGAUCCUGCGCUACAUGCCGGAGCACAACUGGUCCGCCUACGAGGAGGCCCUCAAGACCAACCCGGUUCUCGCCAAGAUGAUGAUCAGCGGCGUCGUUUACUCCCUCGGCGACUGGAUUGCCCAGUGUUACGAAGGGAAGCCCAUCUUUGAGUUCGACCGUACUCGUAUGUUCCGCUCUGGCCUCGUAGGCUUCACGCUUCAUGGAUCCCUUUCGCACUACUACUACCAUUUCUGCGAGUCGCUGUUUCCCUUCAAGGAUUGGUGGGCUGUUCCCGUAAAGGUUGCCUUUGAUCAGACGGCUUGGUCCGCGCUGUGGAACAGCAUAUACUUCGUCGCCUUAGGCUUCCUUCGUUUGGAAUCUCCAUCCACCAUAUUCAGCGAGCUCAAGGCCACCUUCUUUCCCAUGCUUACUGCUGGAUGGAAGCUGUGGCCUUUUGCACACUUAAUUACAUACGGUGUAGUUCCCCUUGAACAAAGACUCCUCUGGGUCGACUGUGUGGAACUGAUCUGGGUCACAAUCCUGUCAACUUACUCGAACGAGAAAUCUGAAGCAAGGAUUUCAGAUGGUGCCUCCAUAUCUACAGAUUCAAAGGACAACACAAGAUAGCACCAGAUUCCAUCGUUCUGCUAGUUUAUACGGAGUAGAUUGUAACACAGAAAGUAUUUAUUGUUCUGGGAUUGUACAAAAUUGCAGAUGUAAUCUUAUAUGGUGAACAAGCAGUGCUCAACAUAAAAAACAUCAAAAACGUUAUCUUGAA